AUGGCUUCUAAACUUUUAAAUUCUGCAAAAAAAAGCCCAUUCAUCGCCCAAAUGUCGGAAUGCUCAUUGAAAAAGCGGAUGACUAUUGGAUCUUCGCAUUCAGAUUUACGUGACAACUCAGAGAUUGACCCUAGCCCUAAGUCAGCUAAGAGACCAUGUAUGCGACGUCAGCCUCAGCCUCGGGGAUCAGAGUCUAACCCUUUGACAGUUAAUUUGAUUGACUCUUCUCAGGUUGAAAUGUCAGUUAAUGAUGCUAACAUUCCACCGAAAAAAACAACGCGAACUCGCCAGAAACCUGUCAGGUAUCAAAUAUUGGAGUCUAAAUCUAGCCCGAUCAUCAACUCUUCAGUUUCUUCAACCCUUCACGACCAGGAAAAAUCAAUAAAGACUCCUCGUAGGAGGAGGCAAGCCAAAUCCCGUAUUCAUUUGUCCUCAAUCAAAGACAACCUAGUUCCCUCUAAACGAUUGAGGAAAUCUACCUCUUCUAAAACAGCCGACAUCGGUAUAGGCUCGCGCACGCGAAAAGGUUUAUCCAAGUCUCUGGCAUUGCCACAUUUGGAAUCAAGCUUCCUAACUGGGCUAACUUCAAAUUCUAAGCAGAAUCAAGAUAUAUUUCCUGCUCUUCGUACCUCAAAUUCGGGGGAAAUGUCUGUGAUCUCACAGCGCUCACUCAAACCUAAGAACAUGGCAUCUUCUCUAACUUCAAAGAGCGACUUAAAAGCCGCUAAACGACUCAAGCGGGAAGCAUCUUUAAAAUUUAUCGAGCCCUCGAACUUAUCUCCGGAUUCACCAAAAACCCACUUGACUAGGCCAGAGGUGCAUUCGGUUCCUGGCAGAAGUCGUCGUAAAUUGACUAGUGAAACUUCAACGCAUUCACUAAUUCAUCCAGAGCCCGUCCUCAUAGGCCCUUCCAGUCGUAGCCUCCGGUCUUCUAAACGGCAAGGCAAACAACCCAGUAGUUUGAAACCAGUCUCUUCUAAUGACAGUCCGGAUGUAGAGGCACAGCCGAGGCCUGCACGUGAAUCACGAAUGUCUAAGACUAAAGUCCAACGAUCAAUCAAGGCAUCAACAGAUAUGUCAUCCAAGAGGCUGGGUCUUUCUUCCGUUGUUUCUGACCGACCAGAAACCACUUUGUCUUGUAUUACUGUUUCAACUUCCAAGAAAAGAAAGCGGGCAUUCGAGGAGGCCCCAAUUGAGGUUCCGAAAAAGAGGCUAGCUAUUCGGAACAAUGAAGUCAUUUCGUCAGGGCCACCACUUGGCGUCGAGACCAGAAGUCGACGUCUAAGAUUUGUCGAUCCGACUUCGAACUCCUAUCCACAUCUUCAUGGGCCCGUAGAUCCGUUUCUUAUCUUUAUACAUCUACAUUGUCGCCUAACCGAGCAGAGCGCCAGGGCUCUGAUUCCUAUGCUUUUAGAUGACGCCUCGUCUCUUCGGAAUGGCAUACAUGUUCUAGAAGACACCCUUGUAAAGAUCAUCAAUAUCUCUGACACGUUCGGUGGAGAGACAAAACAGGAAAUGGAGACAAAUAAUCCAAAUAAUAUCGACAUAGGAGCCAAUGGACAGGAACGGAUUUGCUAG
Molecule: messenger RNA, 1578 nt
Organism: Protopolystoma xenopodis
Lineage: Eukaryota; Metazoa; Platyhelminthes; Monogenea; Polystomatidea; Polystomatidae
Source: the annotation of a GenBank genome assembly